Messenger RNA from Euleptes europaea (tarantolino), 1917 nucleotides. Its product is annotated as aldehyde dehydrogenase family 3 member B1-like. NCBI's taxonomy places the organism in Eukaryota, Metazoa, Chordata, Lepidosauria, Squamata, Sphaerodactylidae. The transcript has 12 exons. Bases 1 to 1917 code for a protein of 638 amino acids. The record is from RefSeq and is a predicted model, not a curated record. Gene Ontology annotation, biological process: aldehyde metabolic process. Gene Ontology annotation, molecular function: aldehyde dehydrogenase (NAD+) activity. Gene Ontology annotation, cellular component: cytoplasm.
AUGUCAGCAGGACGGAUUGGGAGCGCGUCCAAAGCUGACUGUGUUUCACGAGCAAUAAGUUCGUCCAACAAUCCAGUCAGUAUCCUGUCCGCCGCAAAACUGGCCCGCCUCUUUGUGUCACAUGUCUUCCGCCUCCAUAGUUUUCCACCUGGAGAGUCUGUGGAAAGUGUUAUCUCAGGGAAUUUCGAUUUCAGACAGCAGCAGAAGGUCCAGGAAGAUCCAAAUGCAAGUGGAAACAAGCAGAAGAAUGUCAGUGGAAGACUGUCAAGUGUUAGAGAAAAAGCAAGGCUCUGGGAAAUUCCCUCCCAAUGUGACAAGGGUUCUUCCCGCACAAUUUCUGCAGGACAACAGAAUCCAAGACAACAACACAAAUUUGAGGAAGUUUCUCUCCAAAGUAGAGACAGGCAGAACAAUAGUUCUGGAGGACAACAGAAUAAAGACCAACAACACAGAUUUCAGGAAGUUCCCCAGCAAUCUGAACACCAGCAGGACUCUUCUUCAGAUGGCUCAAACCCUUACGCUGCCCUGGUGGACUGCCUGCGUGCUACCUGGCUAACAGGAAAGACACGGCCUAUGGAAUAUCGGAGGACCCAGCUAGAGGCACUGGGCUGCUUUCUUGUGGAGAAUAGGUGCGAAAUCCUGCAAGCUAUGAAUGCGGACAUGCGCAGGCCAGCUUUUGAAGGGGAAAUGGCUGAAAUUUCUCUUAUUAUGAAUGAAGUGAACAAUGCACUGAACAACCUGCACUGCUGGAUGACGGACAAGGGUGUGUGCAAGAACCUGGCCACCACACUGGACUCAGCCUUCAUCCGCAAGGAUCCCUAUGGAGUGGUGCUCAUCAUUUCACCCUUUAAUUUCCCCUUUCACCUCACCUUGAUCCCUCUGGUGGGGGCCAUUGCAGCUGGGAACUGUGUGAUCAUCAAACCUUCAGAGCUAAGCAGAUGCAGUGAAAAGCUCAUGGCUGAAGUGCUGCCCACCUACCUUGACCCAGAGGCCUUUGCUGUGGUGACAGGUGGCCAUGAACCAACUGCCAGAUUACUGGAGAACAAGUUUGAUUACAUCAUGUUUACAGGGAGUACCCAUGUUGGAAAGAUUGUCAUGACUGCAGCAGCCAAACACUUGACACCAUUGACUCUAGAGCUGGGAGGCAAAAAUCCCUGCUAUGUGGAUUGCUGCUGCAAUCUCCUGAGUGCAGCCCACAGAAUAGCAUGGGCAAAGUUCUUCAAUGCUGGCCAGUCUUGCAUUGCACCGGACUAUGUGAUUUGUACUGCUGAUACACAAGACAGGCUGAUUCCCUGCUUACGUCAGGUUAUUCAUGGUUUCUAUGGCUGCAACCCUCAGGAUUCACCCGAUUUUGGCCGCAUGAUCAAUGACAAACAUUUCCAGCGUGUCCGAGCACUUCUGGACUGUGGCCGAGUGGCCAUUGGUGGGGAGACAGAUGAGUGUGACCGUUAUAUUGCUCCCACAGUGCUGGCUGAUGUGAAGGAAUGGGAACCAGUCAUGCAAGAGGAAAUCUUUGGGCCCGUCUUGCCUAUUCUCACUGUGUCAGGCUUGGAUGAAGCCAUCCAAUAUAUCAAUUGCAGGGACCGCACGCUGAUGGUCUUUGCUUUCUCCUGUAGCCCCCAGACUGUGAACCGGGUAUUGGACUGCACCAGCAGUGGUGGCUUUUGUGGCAACGACGACUUGAUGCAUAUGUCGUUGGUCUCUCUACCAUUUGGUGGAAUUGGAUGCAGUGGGCUUGGCAGGUAUCAUGGCAAGUUCAGCUUCGACACUUUCACUCACCAGCGUGGCUGCCUCAUGCGCAUGAUGGGCUUUGAAGUAAUCAACCGUGUGCACUACCCACCCUACACUGAAAGCAAGCUGAGAAUUCUGAAGUUCGGUACAGAUGUGAGGCGCUGGAACCCUUGCACCCUGCUGUGA